AUGACCCUCAUAACAUCACUCGACACGACCGAGACCACGACGGUUGCCCCUACAACAACAACCUCGGAAGAACCCGCCGUCACAACUUUCAAUAUCGUCGCCGAGGGUGGUGCAGUAGAUGGCAUAGUAAUGGGCCAGAAGGAAGAUUAUUACAAUCUCCAAUUCUCCACAAACCCAGCCUGGGAACCCGUCGCCCUCAUCCUCGAAGAAGGCACGGGCUAUCUCCGCCGCGCCGACCCGUACCGCCCCAACUUCCCACUCGUCUGCAUCCGCUGGGGUUCCGGUACAGUCCCCAACCCAGGCUGGUUCAUCGAUUGCUCAGCGUCAGACACAUACUACGGCGCGCCUAUUAAAUGCGACCUCAAAACUAGCGGCGAACUCUCUUGCUCAAUUUCUGCCGGACACUGUAGACACUAUACCAUCCCCCCGAGGGACAACGAUGCUUGGGAUUGCCAGGCGGAUGAUGGCGUUUUUCGGAACUUUUAUACGGAGGAGAGUACGGAUGAGGACGAUGUUACUUACUAUGACCCCUGGAUGGGCUUUGGAGGAUAUGAAGGGAAAGGCUUCUAUAAUCCCUUGGAACCAGUGACGUUCCGUUGGAGAAGUGCGGAUUAG
Fusarium odoratissimum NRRL 54006 is the source of this 615-nucleotide messenger RNA. RefSeq lists its product as uncharacterized. Lineage: Eukaryota; Fungi; Ascomycota; Sordariomycetes; Hypocreales; Nectriaceae. The transcript has a single exon. The record is from RefSeq and is a predicted model, not a curated record. The coding region runs from base 1 to 615 and encodes 204 amino acids.